CCUGCAGCCUCUGCCCCAGGUACCAUGAAGAUCUCCGCAGCUGCUCUCACCAUUGUCCUCACUGCUGCCACCCUCUUUGCUCCUGCAUCUGCCUCCCCACAUGGCUCAGACACCACUCCCUGCUGCUUUUCCUACCUCUCCCUUGCGCUGCCUCGUGCCCACGUGAAGGAGUAUUUCUACACCAGCAGCAAGUGCUCCAACUCUGCCGUCGUCUUUGUCACCCGAAGGAACCGUCAAGUGUGCGCCAACCCGAAGAAGAAGUGGGUUCAGGAAUACAUCAACUAUUUGGAGAUGAAGUAGAAGUGAGGGUUUCUUGAGCCUGCUCCUGUAUAGCUUACCUGUCACUGCUCGCUCCAGUGCUAAUCUGCUUGCUGCUCAGAAACCCCCUGCUCCACUCAUUCCUAGGGGUGCAGAGAUGCUACCAUACCAUAGAGAUUCUAACAGUGUCCUCUCCUAGAGCCUGGGAGGUCUACUGAGGCCUUGCCCCAUGACAACAGGAAGGCUCCAGACUCUAAGCUCCACAGCUUGGUUUUGAGACCAGAAAAGAAGCCCGAGUAUCUCUCAAAAACAAAAGAAGGAAAAUGGA
This is a messenger RNA of Onychomys torridus (southern grasshopper mouse), 586 nucleotides long. It is a transcript of the gene Ccl5, whose product is annotated as C-C motif chemokine ligand 5. The record is from RefSeq and is a predicted model, not a curated record. The transcript has 3 exons. NCBI's taxonomy places the organism in Eukaryota, Metazoa, Chordata, Mammalia, Rodentia, Cricetidae. Gene Ontology annotation, biological process: monocyte chemotaxis; cellular response to tumor necrosis factor; chemokine-mediated signaling pathway. Gene Ontology annotation, molecular function: chemokine activity; CCR chemokine receptor binding. Gene Ontology annotation, cellular component: extracellular region. Bases 25 to 300 code for a protein of 91 amino acids.